AUGUCCCCUCUCGCCCGCCUCACCCAUCUAUCCAAACAAAUCACCCCCAAAAUGAAGCUCCUCUACCCAACCUCCCUCCACCUCAACACUCAAUCCCUCGAAGGCUUCUCCGUCUCCCUGCACCCCUACGACGUCACCGCGCCGAUCCCCGAAUCCCUCAUCGACGCCGACUUCCUCGUAACCUGGUCCAACAAAGCCAGCAAUCUCCAAGAUGCAGCCAAGCGCAUGAAGAACCUCCGCUGGAUCCAAUCCCUAGCCGCAGGCCCCAAUGACGUCCUAGCCGCCGGCUUCGACGCCUCCCGCAUCGCAAUCACCACCGGCUCCGGCCUGCACGACGAAACAGUCGCAGAACACACUCUCGGCCUCCUGCUCAACGCAGCCCGCCGCUUCUACGAAAUGCGCGACUUCCAAAACCGCGGUGUCUGGCCCGCUCACCUGGGCGGUCCCCAGGGCGAUCGCGAACCAGGAACCUUCAAGACCCUCAAGAGUGCCAACAUCACUAUCUGGGGCUUUGGCAAUAUCGCCAAGAAGCUCGCUCCUGUUCUUACUGCCCUCGGCGCAAAUGUUACUGGUGUUGCGCGCUCGGACGGCGUGCGUGAUGGGUACCGCGUUGUCGGGGAGGAUUCCCUCCCCAAGGUUUUGGAGAGCACUGAUGCGCUUGUUAUGAUUUUGCCUGGUUCCGCUAGCACGAAUGGUGCGUUGAGUGCUGAGCGGUUGAAGUUGUUGCCUAAGCAUGCUUGGGUGGUUAAUGUCGGUCGGGGUACUUCUGUUGAUGAGGAUGCGCUUCUUCAGGCGCUGGAGAGUGGUAGUAUUGGUGGUGCUGCGUUGGAUGUCUUCUCGACUGAGCCUCUGCCGGCCGAGUCGAAGUUGUAUGCGGCGCCCAAUUUGAUUCUUUCGCCUCAUGCGGCUGGUGGUAGGCCUCGUGAGGCGGAGGCGCUGAUUGGAUAUAAUCUUAGACGGUUGCUUGCUGGACAGGAGUUGAAGAAUAUUAUCUAG
Molecule: messenger RNA, 996 nt
Organism: Penicillium olsonii
Lineage: Eukaryota; Fungi; Ascomycota; Eurotiomycetes; Eurotiales; Aspergillaceae
Source: the annotation of a GenBank genome assembly